UAUGAAUCAUUAGAUCCAUUCAUUUUUAUGUAACACAUGUUUGGACAAGGCGUGUAUGUACACUUAAGUUUAGGUAGUAACUAGUUAACAAUUAAAAUAACAAAAUUAAAAAGUUAAUUUUUAAUUCAACUUAAGCUCAUUUCUACCAACAUAGAUUAACUUUAAUCUUGAUUUAACUUACUUGUUGUCUCAUUUUAGUUCCAAAAAUUAGAAAAAGAGAAACAAUAAGUUAGCUUUAAUUUAAUUCAAUAAUUAAAGAAAAUAUGAAUUUACUCGACUCCCUAUGAAAUAGCAAAUUUGCAAAACAUAUUUCAACUAAGUUAGUUUUUUAUGCAUUUUUUAACGUAACUAAAUUAAUUUUAUAAGUUAACUCCUAUUUAAUUUAAUUUAAAAAAAUAUUACCCAAUCAUGUGUAUACUAUAAUAGCAUUUGUAAUUAGGAUUUCCGAAAUUCACUGCCAGUAUUAAAAAUUUUAUAGUAACAUAAAUUAUAAAUUUUUUAAAUACUGGUAGUGAAUUUCAGAACAUAGCCUAGGUUUAUUCUUAAGUCCUAUUGAUUUACAUAGCAACCAUGCAACGAGAGAGCAUAGUAACACAUAACUAGCCAUGCUUGAGAAAAGAAAUUAUAAUAACAAGCAAAAAUACAAUUAAAUUUCAUGCUCAUUAAAGCUAUAAAACGAAAAUUAUAUAAAAAUGUCUCAACAUUGGCAUGGUUGUUGGAUAGAAGAUACAUUUGCCCCAAAAAGAUUGCGAAAUUGGGAAGUUCCUAAAUGGUAUCCUAAUUGGCCGGACAGGCAUUGUGUCACUACGAAAUUUAUUGCAGAUGAUAAUGGGCACGUAUUAGAUAGCGCCAAAAAGAUCGGACAUUCGUCGUGGGGAACAUUUAAAGGCACAUGGGAUUUACCAAAGAAAAUUACCAGAACCAUUGCCAAAGAACUAUCAACACCGCCUCAAUAUAAGAAAGAUUUAUGGGAAUUGCACAAGAAGAAACAUCAGAAAUUAUGUGAAAUGAUAAAAUAUGCCAACAAGGAUGGAAAAAAGGAAGAAAACAUCAAAUCAUAAAAAGAUAACGUUUUCUAAAAAUUAGAAAGAUAUAAAAGUAAGUUAAACUAACAAGGAACCCUACAAAGAUAUAACUUACUGAUCUCAGGAGGACCUUAUGCACUUAUAGAGAUAUGAAAAAAUAAUGUAUAUAUUUUUCUAUACAUAUUGGAUCACUUCCAAGUUAAUUUUCAUUAUCUUUAGAAGUAUAAAAAAAAUUUUAGUGUCUCUGAUAUAUACUUUGAUAUUUCUAAAAAGUAUUUGUAUAAUUUUUCAUAAAAAAAGAAUUACACAUAAUAUAAGAAUGUUGUAAUUACUUAGACAAUUUUUAGGUUUAAAAAAAAUGCACAAAACAAAAUAUGUAAAGUGUUAAUUUACACUGGUGGAUAUAAAAAUUAUAAAAAAAUAAAGAGCAAAUUAAACAGAGAUCAAAGUCAAAUCUAUCAGUGAAGAUGGACGGUAAGAAUU
Molecule: messenger RNA, 1508 nt
Organism: Monomorium pharaonis (pharaoh ant)
Lineage: Eukaryota; Metazoa; Arthropoda; Insecta; Hymenoptera; Formicidae
Product: protein Flattop
Exons: 3
Coding region: 693-1061 (122 amino acids)
Biological process (GO): cilium organization
Cellular component (GO): ciliary basal body
Source: RefSeq, a predicted model, not a curated record